Echinops telfairi (small Madagascar hedgehog) is the source of this 435-nucleotide messenger RNA. Its product is annotated as mpv17-like protein 2. Gene Ontology annotation, cellular component: cytoplasm; membrane. Gene Ontology annotation, biological process: mitochondrial ribosome assembly. Lineage: Eukaryota; Metazoa; Chordata; Mammalia; Afrosoricida; Tenrecidae. Bases 1 to 435 code for a protein of 144 amino acids. The record is from RefSeq and is a predicted model, not a curated record. The transcript has a single exon.
AUGGCAGCCGGGGACAGCGCAUGCCAGUCCUGCGAAAUCCGCUCCAGGUCUGGCCAGAGGUUCCACCUGUGGCGCUUUGCAAGCAUUUUUGCCAUGGGCUGCAGUGUGGGCCUCUUCCUGCACUACCCGUACCUCUGGCUGGACCGACUGCUCCCUGCCCCAGGCCUCCGCAGCCUUCCAACCGUCCUCAGAAAGGUCCUCGUGGGCCCGCGGGUGGCCUCAUCCUUGUUAGGUGUGUGGUACUUCCUGGGUCUUGGCUGGCUGGAGGGCCAGACGCUGGAUGAGAGCCACCAGGAGCUUCGUGACAAGUUCUGGGAAUUCUACAAGGCCGACUGGUGCGCUUGGCCCCCUGCCCACCUGGUGAACUUCCUCUUCAUAUCCUCCCAGUUCCGGGUCAUCUACAUCAAUGGCAGUACCCUCGGCUGGGGCACUUAA